Messenger RNA from Angiostrongylus costaricensis, 1137 nucleotides. NCBI's taxonomy places the organism in Eukaryota, Metazoa, Nematoda, Chromadorea, Rhabditida, Metastrongylidae. The record is from the annotation of a GenBank genome assembly.
AUGGAGCCUGACUGCGCGGCGAAUUACAAAGGACUGAAUGAUUGCGUCGACAGCCCAAAAACGAGCAACGACACCGAUAGAACCACUUCCGUCUCACAACGAGUGAAUCAUUCAACGACCAAUUCCACUAUGUCAGACUUCAAAAUUGAGAAGUAUUCGCCAUCUAAAACUGCACAAACAGCAAUUGCUGACUUCACCACUACUAUUGCUAAGCCAUUUGUAACUGAAAGUGUUAAAGAAAAUACAAUAUCGAGCGCAAGCACUCCGUCACCUGCAGAGACAGGGCAGGUCGGGAGUGACUCUCUUCAAAGCUUCACUAUUGAGUUGGGAGCAACAACAUCAUCCACCACUUCCACAAAUGGGAUAUCGCAUAAACAAUCCUCCUCAAUCAGUGUGACUCAAUCAGUAGUUCGUUCAACGCCGCCAAUAGACACAUCGAAAUUUUCGUCGUUGACAACUCGAUACUCUUUAUCUACUAUCACCAAUGCUCCCGUUGAUGUCAGCACCGUCACUACAAGUGCAAUGACUAUCGCUCCGGGAAGAGCUAAUCACACACAAAGUGUCUCUUUUUUACGGGACUUGUUCUAUGCUCGUAAGCAAGCGGAACAACAGGAACUAACCACUGCUGGAAAAACCAAAAUCGCUCAGUUGGCUACGACUACCGUUUCUAGUUCGAUCGCAGUUGGUCUUCCAAUAAUGUUGCCAAAGCCCUUAACUUUCGCUGAACAACGACACCAAAUUGGGACGGAAAGUUUCAUCUUACCUGCGUCAAGAAGUGAUCAACUUCAGAAAUUAAGCAAAUACAAUAGUCUUCGUAAAGCAUCCACGGAAUCGUCUCAGAGAAAUGGUGAGAAGAUCGCGUCAUCGUCGCUUAUUUCUGUUCACGAGGUGACGACAUUAGCUGCAAAGAGCAGGGAGGAAGAACCAAAGACGAUGGUGCCAUGGUGGUCUGCGGUAGUGCUUGGCUUUUUUGUGUCCGUGAUCACUGCAUGGGUGGUCCUUCUUUUCUUGCGAAAAAAAAAGAGGCAAAGAGCAAAUCCCGUCAGUGAGAGCCCUGAAGCAGAUAAGGAUCUUGAAGACCCACUGCUGAAAACUACCGAGAUGUCGGACUCAACGUCUACUAAUAAUAAAAGCUAA